AAAAAACUGUUAAAAAACUCUGGAGUCUGGACAAUUGGAGCUGACGAAAGACUUCCCGAGGCAAAGGGUUGGGCGCAACUCGGUCUCCGAUUCCCAACGCGUCCUAGUCACACGCCGGUUCUCGCCGUCUUCGGCUUCUUCUACAAUUCCAAACCUCCAAAAAUAAAAUCCUUUUAGCUUUAGUUGCAUUUGUAAUUUAGGAUUUUGUAUAUUACCAAAAAAGUUAAAAAAAACCUGAUCAAAAGUCCGUUUGAUAAAUUGUGAGCUCGUUUGUUCGAUUUUUGCACACGAUUUCUGAUCAAAUUAUCUCUUUUGAAGAGAAGCUGUUCAUACAACCUACAGAAAAUUUCAUCAUUGGAAUUCUUUUUGUGAAGUUAUACGAUCAUGAGUUUUGUUUUUAGGGGAACUCGAGCUGAUAUUGAGAAUGCAUUUCAAGGAAUAAUCCCUGAACGGCGGGUGCGCAUUCAUGCAGCACGACCAGUGAAUACAAAUUCACUUGCUUUCCUUGUAACUGUACUUUUGCUCUUCAUGAUACUAAAUUCCCACCAAAUGUCACCGAAUUUUUUGCUCUGGCUGGUAUUUGGCUUCUUUUUGAUGGCUACUAGCCUAAGAAUGUAUGCAACAUGUCAACAACUUCAAGCACAGGCACAAGCACAUGCUGUAGCAGCCAGUGGCCUACUUCGCCAUACUGAGCUCCGAUUGCAGAUGCCACCCUCUAUUGCAUUUGCCACAAGAGGACGUCUGCAGGGCCUUAGGCUACAGCUUGCCCUUCUUGAUCGGGAGUUUGACGAUUUAGAUUAUGAAACUUUAAGAGCGCUGGAUGCUGACAAUGCACCUUCAGUUCCUUCAAUGAGUGAGGACGAAAUAAAUUCUCUCCCUGUCCACAAGUAUAAGGUUACUGGUAUAGACAGUGAUAUGGUAGCAAAGAAGCAGGCAUCAUCUUCUGCAUCUUCUGAGAAGCAGCAGGACAUUUCUAUCAAUCCUGGCAGCUCAAAAAGCAGCUCAGAAGAUGAAUUAACUUGUAGCGUAUGCUUGGAGCAAGUAAAUGUUGGAGAACUCAUCCGUAGCUUGCCAUGUUUGCACCAGUACCAUGCUAACUGCAUCGACCCAUGGCUUAGACAGCAAGGAACGUGCCCUGUAUGUAAAUUCAAGGUUGGGACUAGUUGGCACGAAGAUGGCCACGAUGAUGCUUCAUACAUGGUCUAAAAAGUGGCUCUGUUCUCAUUGUAUUUAUCCCUGAUUACAACUUACAAGGUUAUGUAGCUUUAGUUCUAAAGUGAAUACCUCUAUAUUCAUGUGAAAAACUAGCUGAUCCACCGGAACGUCUUAGUAGUAGGAGUAUUGGCUGGUACUGAAUUCGGACCAAUCGUCAGGAAAUGUAUACACCGAGGCCACGACCUUGCUUGGUAUUCUGUAUAUGAUUUUCGCAUGUGCUUCUCAUGUGAACGUGCUACAUGCUACGAUACCGGUGGUAGUGAAAAUGAAACAGGGAAAUGUUUGUUCAUAA
Spinacia oleracea (spinach) is the source of this 1507-nucleotide messenger RNA. Its product is annotated as E3 ubiquitin-protein ligase SDIR1. The coding region runs from base 385 to 1206 and encodes 273 amino acids. Lineage: Eukaryota; Viridiplantae; Streptophyta; Magnoliopsida; Caryophyllales; Amaranthaceae. Gene Ontology annotation, molecular function: ubiquitin protein ligase activity. Gene Ontology annotation, biological process: ubiquitin-dependent protein catabolic process; protein ubiquitination. The transcript has 9 exons. The record is from RefSeq and is a predicted model, not a curated record.